GAUUAACUCAGUUAUGCAAGUUUUAACCAGAAACUGAUUCCGAAGAAGAAGAGGGAAUUUUACAGGAAUGUCUACACGUCCAUAUCAGAAUACAUUUUAUGUAAUUUAUAGCUCUCUACAGUCUCGGACAAGUAACGAAAAGAAGCCCUUCUUCAGUGCAGCAAGAGACACAUGGCUUGAGAGGAAAGACAGAAACACACGCAAGUUCCUGAAGACGGAAGAUCUACAAAUCACAUUAGAGGAUCCACAGCGGCUGUGGGAAGUUUGUUGCCAGGUGUCUCUGCGCUACACGAAGCCGAACCUCGGACCAGCAGCAGAACUCCGGCCAGACAGACAGGAGAAGAUGAGCUUCUUAUUCGGGAAUCGUUCGUCUAAGACGUUUAAGCCGAAGAAGAAUAUUCCAGAAGGUUCUCAUCAGUAUGAGCUGCUCAAACAUGCCGAAGCCACGCUGGGAAGUGGGAACCUGCGUAUGGCCGUCAUGCUUCCUGACGGAGAAGAUCUGAAUGAAUGGGUGGCUGUCAACACGGUGGAUUUCUUUAACCAGAUUAACAUGCUGUAUGGCACCAUCACGGAUUUCUGCUCGGAGGACAGCUGUCCGGUAAUGUCUGCAGGACCAAAAUACGAGUAUCAUUGGGCAGAUGGGACCAACAUUAAGAAGCCUAUUAAGUGCUCGGCUCCCAAGUACAUUGAUUAUCUGAUGACGUGGGUUCAAGACCAGCUGGAUGACGAGACCCUGUUUCCUUCUAAAAUAGGUGUUCCCUUCCCCAAGAACUUCAUGUCUGUGGCCAAGACCAUCCUGAAGCGUUUAUUCAGAGUUUACGCUCAUAUAUAUCAUCAACACUUUGACGCAGUCAUGCAGCUUCAGGAGGAAGCUCACCUCAACACGUCUUUCAAACACUUCAUCUUCUUUGUACAGGAGUUUAACUUGAUCGACCGUAAGGAGCUGGCGCCUCUCCAAGAGCUCAUCGAGAAACUCACUACAAAAGACAGAUAAACUGAGACGAGGAGAGGAAUAGAAGUUAACAAUGAUCCUGCUCUCUCUUCUGACCCUCCCUUCUAUCUUUUGCUUUGUACAGAUGAUUUUAACCCCACAGCACUGCUAGGCGAAGUGAAGGAAAGGCACAAUACUAAUAUUUCUAAAUGGAUCAAACCAGAUUUUUGGCAUUUGGUGACAUGAUGCCUGGAUGAAACGGUCACGUAUGAUUUUAGGUCCUUCACAUUAGUUUGGUCGCUGUAUGGGAGGGAUUUUAACGUAUGAGAACUGAACUACAGACUACAGUGAUUCGGUAUGGUGCCUGUGCUGAAGCAGAGAAUAGGUGAUUCGCUAAAUGUUAAAGGCGUUUGAUGCUUCAGUGCUGUAAUGCUGACAGCAAAAAGGAGUUAAACCGCUUAAGUCAAUUUUCCUAUGCAAUAAUGAUCUUAUUUGUCCUCACUGAUGUUAUUGGGCAAAAUUGCUUGAAGUUCAUAUCAGAGCUUAUUUUUUACCUUAUAUUUCGUAUUUAAUAUAGGUCACUAUGAAGGUUUAUUUUAGCCAGGUUUUGAAUACUAAUAUAUGAAGUGUGCAUGCUGGAAUUGCUACUUUGUUGGACCCACAGUGCUGAUGAGAAGCGUUGGCCUUGACUUUAUAUCUUAUGCUGUGCGUCAAAGAGACAAAAAGAAAUGUAUGAUAACAGCUCAGAGCCUCUGAUAAGAUAUUUGUUUUGCACAAGCCACAGCUGUUUCGGUUUUUUGUAAAGUGUUGAAUUGAUGCAACUGGGUUGCCAAACUUUUCUUAAAUAUUUAAACCCGUUUAAUUAUUAAAGCAUUUCAGUUGUACCCAUUUGAAAUAUACUUCUUCGUACGGUCAGUACAGUUCUGAAAUAUUCAGUAUGGGAUGAAUUUAGCUUUAUUGUGUGGUCGUAUUAGUCAUUAUGGUUAGAAAUAUUCAGCAUUUUGUUAUGAAGUGAAUGACUGUGGGCUUUUCUUCUCUACCUCCAUUUUAACCUUUUUUCCAUCUCUGUUCUUCUAUGAACACUUUUAUAGUUGUGUUUAAAAAAUCUUUAGAUUUAUGUUCCUUGUUUCACGAAUGUAAUAGUUUUGCUUCUAAUGGUUUGGACUAUGCCAUAGUGUAAAAGUGCCAACCGCUGAUUAAUAUCGGACAGAUAUGAAGUAUUUAUAGAGCAUUUUUGUCACUGAAAUGAGAAUAUAUAUUUCCCUGAACUGUAAAAUAAUUAGGGUAGAUUAGAUAUGUAAAUACAUGCAUAUGAUUUCCUGACAUUGUUCUAGUUUACAUUAAUAAAAUAAUAUUACUAACUGAUGUUGUUAUUUUUGCUGUACAUAGAGCAAAUAAAACCCUUCUCUUAA
Messenger RNA from Onychostoma macrolepis, 2343 nucleotides. It is a transcript of the gene mob1bb, whose product is annotated as MOB kinase activator 1Bb. The coding region runs from base 68 to 994 and encodes 308 amino acids. The transcript is spliced from 8 exons. Gene Ontology annotation, molecular function: protein kinase activator activity. Gene Ontology annotation, biological process: positive regulation of protein phosphorylation; hippo signaling. The record is from RefSeq and is a predicted model, not a curated record. Gene Ontology annotation, cellular component: cytoplasm; nucleus. Lineage: Eukaryota; Metazoa; Chordata; Actinopteri; Cypriniformes; Cyprinidae.